AUGCUCACCUUCUGGAGCGAAGUUCCCUGGCUCCGCUCCCCGUCCUAUCAGCACAUGCAGAAAGUCCAUCGAGCAGAUGGUGGCUCUGACGAUGUUCUUCCUUUCUUCCUUCCCUGCCUCUCACCUAAACCUCAGUUCCUUCUCAACCACCAGCGAAUGAGGACGUUAUUCGGAGCCCAACCCACCAUGACGGGGUUCUCAAAGGCAAAUUAUUUCACACUUCGCUUGCGACUCUUACAUUCGGAGACCCAUGUCCAAGUACCAAAUGAGUCAAUGUCGCAUGUCAUAGAAGAUUCUGAUGGCGGGUCCAGUGAUGGGUCGAAGCCGAGAGGACGAUUCUUCGGAGUCAGGAAUUACAUCCAUCAAUUCUAUGAAGGUCUUUCUUCGUCAAAGGAAGAGGAGAGGAGCGCCUUGAUCAAGUCCCGGCAUUUGCGACGUCGGCGUUGCCGGUCAUUCACAUUCAAGGUGCUGCUUGGGGUCGGGAGCAUUUGCCUCGUCCUUGGCCUCAUCCUUCUGCUUCUCGGACACCUCAUCGUACCCAGAGAGGUUCUUUUAACCAAAUACAACAUGGAUAUAGUCGAUCACGCUGCCGAGCGCUUCAAUCAGAAUCUGGAGAUCUGCAAGAAGACAGGGCUGGUGUUUUUUUGCUGUGGUGGACUUGCUCUCGUCGUGACGCUUCUAUGCCCAAGCUUCCUUCGAAAUGAGGAUUCCGUUCAAUUCGACCCGUUCGUGAUUCAAAUUGGGGAUUGCACGGAUGAGGAGGAUGUAAAAUCCCCUAUCGAGAAGAUACCUGUCACUCAGGAAGUGACCCCUAUUCAGCCACAUUCGGAUCUCCCUUGAUCUCUCUCACCCCACACAAUUUUGCUCACACUGGGCAGCCCUCAUACUGUAUAUUUGUAAUACAGUUACAUGUCGUCAUGUUGGAGAUUUGGUUGUCUUCUACCAACGAUGUCAUUCCGUUACACUGAGUUAUUUUAACUAAUGUACCACAGUUUGAACGUGAUUUUGUUGAUAUAUCAGCAUCUGCCAUUUGACUUCCGCCAAGAAUGCAAACUGAAGCAUAUUUGAUACUUCAAGCUUCGAAAUUUUGGCCAGAACACAAUGAGGCAUUUCUGCCCACAUUGACACUUCUGGUCUCGGUCUCGCACUCAUCUUCUUCCCUCCUCCCAAUUCUUAAUGAGGCCAACCCCUCUAAAGACAAAUGUUUUUGGUGGGAGAGUCUCUGUCACUUCCUCAAUUACUUACAGCUACGUGUUGCAAGUAAGUGAGCAAUAUACGAACAAUAUGCAGCUCGUAUAUAUACUCCUCCUUUUUCCCCUUGUCUGCGAAGGCAUUUAACUUCUUAAAGCUAUCCAAGGAUAGGGACAGCCACUACAUCACCGCCUAACCCAGUCAAGAAGAGAAGAUUGCCAGUGUUUUCUUCUUUUUUUAAGGAGAAAGGGACAAAAGGCAGGCGCAAUCAGUCCGCCUACUCUCCUGCCCUUCCCCUUUGAACUUUCAGGUAGAGGAAGACUUGCAGAACGAAUUCGAUUGAUGUACCUUGAAUCUCUCUUCCUCCUGUUCAAAAUAAAAAAUGACUAGCACCUCAUGCUGGAAAUUAGCGGAUCUCAGAAGAUGUAAAUUCUGAAAAUUUGCAGGACGGUAUGAAUAUCCUGCAGUCAAAUACAACAUGAGGCUGUCCUGAUAUUAUGAUCCAAAAAGGUUUUUUGUGAGUCGGUGUUACAGAUGUUUCAUUGUUGACAGUAUGUUUGACUCGUUGCAAUUUAUGUGCACCUUCUACUGCCACUCACCAGGAUGUGAAAAGUGGUAUCGAUGUUUCGCGCAUUUUUUUGUCAGAACUUUAUGCUCUCCCGUGCAGCUGUCAUGCAUGCAAGAUGAGGCCGGGGAAGGAAUAGAGAGUUGUCGAUACUUGCAUCAGGAUGAUGUGACACCGUAUUUUCUUCAGGCGAAUGUUCUGCCUUGUUUGAGCUAUUCGAGAUCUAUGAUAUAUGUGUGCCUCCAACUAUCCAUUUGUCUUUUUCCUGUUGGACUCACCUGAUGGUAUUUUCUUGUCUUGUUUCCAAUAAAUCGUUGUUGUUCUUCAAUCUGAUA
Molecule: messenger RNA, 2091 nt
Organism: Darwinula stevensoni
Lineage: Eukaryota; Metazoa; Arthropoda; Ostracoda; Podocopida; Darwinulidae
Source: the annotation of a GenBank genome assembly